Molecule: messenger RNA, 993 nt
Organism: Choloepus didactylus (southern two-toed sloth)
Lineage: Eukaryota; Metazoa; Chordata; Mammalia; Pilosa; Megalonychidae
Product: unconventional myosin-XV-like
Exons: 2
Coding region: 218-871 (217 amino acids)
Source: RefSeq, a predicted model, not a curated record
GGCGCGGCGCGGGCUCGCGCCUCUCCUCCCACUCCCCCGCACACAAAGACGCGGCUCGGCGAAGGGAGCAGGCGCCCGCAGUGGGCGCGGGGGCGCACUGGGAGCCGGCCCCCGGGACGCCGCCGCCACCGCGGCAGGGACGCGGGCCCACAGCCCCCAGCUCCCCGCAGCUGCAUAGCCCGGCCCUCAGCCCGAGCGAUCGGCCAGGGACGUGGGGAUGCGGGGGAAAGAGGAGGGGGAACUGGGUGCCCCGGACAGAGCCUCUUAUAGCCCAGCCCCGCGGCAUCAUGGGGCUUGUAGUCCGCCUCGUGGAGCUGGCGAUGGCAGGUGGUCGGAGAGGGGCCAGCACUCGCUCCCUGCUCGCCUGAAAUGGGGAAGAGGGAACCAGAUCUGGCCGAAACGGAGGCAGUGUCCGGACGCCAGUUUAGCAGCCCUUCUCCCUGGAGCGGCGACAUCUCCACAGAGAAGUCCAGACGUCCUUUUAUUCCCACCUCCACGUCCAGAAAUUCGGCCGUGGAGAGGACGAGGGCUUCGGGAACAAAGUUUGGGGAGUGGGAUCCGUGCCUGGGUCAUUUCCGGUUACUCCCCAGGCCAACCUGGAGAUGGGGUUGGAAUACGGGUGAAUCAUCCUCCUGCAAAGCCCCGGAGCACAAGGCGGCAGCCGGAGGUGGGGGUAGGGGAAGAGGGGCUCAGCCUGGAGGGGCAGCCUACCCCGGCGGCAGGAGACACCAGGCCAACAUCGCCUUCCCUCCGGCCUGAGCGCUCCGGCUGCCACGUGCUGGAGACGCGCCCACACAGCAGAGAAACAAAGACAGCCAAACGGCCAGGCUGCCAGGAGCCGCCUCGACAUUUAAUAAAUGAAAUUCCAUAGCUGGGGGUCGAUCGCGGGUGAACGCACGGGCACCGUUUGUAGGCUGCUCGCAGGGUCCGGGCGGUCGCGCAGUUCCUGUUGCCACCAAACCCGUGGACUCAGCCGGCGCAGCCCGGGGCCGC